Acanthochromis polyacanthus (spiny chromis) is the source of this 4168-nucleotide messenger RNA. RefSeq names its product ERBB receptor feedback inhibitor 1. The record is from RefSeq and is a predicted model, not a curated record. The transcript is spliced from 4 exons. Gene Ontology annotation, cellular component: extrinsic component of cytoplasmic side of plasma membrane. Gene Ontology annotation, biological process: regulation of keratinocyte differentiation; negative regulation of epidermal growth factor receptor signaling pathway. Bases 539 to 1570 code for a protein of 343 amino acids. Lineage: Eukaryota; Metazoa; Chordata; Actinopteri; Pomacentridae.
UGUAUUUGUGCAAAUGUUUUCAUCUAUAGGUGACAUAAACACGAGGCUCCUCUGCUCACUGCUUCUAUUUGUUCUGUAUUAUUGCCUGUUUAUAUUCACAGUACUAUCAAUGGAAGUUAAAUUAAAGUAGGAAAUGUGUUCACCCUAAAACAUCCCAUUUAACAUAUUUAGCUUCGUGUGCUUUUUCUGUUCGUUUCUAUGGACAGUAGAUGACUCUAUAGGUGAAAUAUGCAGCAUGUUUUUCCUCCUCAUAUUUGUUCUAUGUCGCUGUCUGACCUCUGACCGGCCUCUCAGGAUGAGAACGUGCAGCUGUGCUUUGUUCCACAUGUAUGUCGUUCGUGCGCCUCGUUUACGAGCUCGACGGAGGUGUGACCUGCACUAACGAACCCGGUGACGUGAUGCCAGAUGUUGGAGUCGAUCUAUCGCCGUCGGCUAGCAUGACGCUGCGAUGGGUUUGAUGGAGCCGACUGGAGCUGGAGCUUUGGAUCGAUACCAGACGGACCUCCAGGAGUUUUAGAAAUGAAAAUUCUGCCAGAGCAUGGCCGGGAGUCAGAAUAACUACUGGGGACAGCAUGAGCUGAACAGAGUUUGCUUUGGUCUGAAUGCUGACAUGGAUCACAGCCUGAAGGAGCUUCAACAGCAGCAAACGGCCAAAGAGUUUAACUCCAACAUCUCCCUCUUCCUAACCUCUGAUAACUUCCUGCUGCACCAUGAAGGAGACCAGGUGGUUCCUUCCUCCCAGAGACGAGCGGCGUUCGGCGGCCGCCACAGAGAAUCCAAACCCCUGCCGCCUCUUCCUGACCCAGAGGAGCUGAUGUCAGACGAAGCAGCUGACAGUGAAGUGGAGUUCUUCACCAGCGACCGACGGCGCCUUCUGCCUAAAAGCUGCCCGAAGCCGGUGUGCAGAGGCAGCAGAGACUGUGGACAGGUGAAUUACGCCUACCAGGAGAGUUCACUGCGUGCCGGUGGAGCUGGGAUUGCUUUCUCUUGGCCCAGCAGAGAGGAGGCGGCUAGAAGAGGCCGGUUUGGAGCAAAUAACUGGCUCCAGAGAGACGAAAACCAGCAUGAGGCGUCAGCAAACGGGGAACCUUUGAAAGACCAACCAUCCAGAGACAGAUUCUCCUGCUCAGACCUCUUCCCCGCUGACAAACCCCAAGUCCCUCCUCGCAUCCCCAUCCCGCCCAAACCCGCCGCUUUCUCAAAGACCAGCCACGACGACAAGCCUCCCAAAAUCCCUCCGAGGGUCCCGUUGGUCCCGCCCUGCCCGCCGCGCACCCCCAGCCCCAAAUGUCUUCCCAUCUACAUCAACGGAGUGAUGCCCGCCACUCAGAGCUUCGCCGCUAACCCGGAGUACGUGAGCAAGGCCUUACAGAGACAGCAGAGCGAACGGGCGCCGCCUCCGGCCCAGUUUACCCCCUGCAUCGUCCCCAUCCUGAAGGACGGCAGACAGGCCAGCGCCACGCACUACAUCCUGCUGCCGCCGGGCCGUCCGCCGCACACCGACAGACGGGACAGACUCAUGAGCGAACCGAUCAAGACGGGACACGGCGGCGCCUGGCAGAAGAGAUAGAACCCUCUGGAAGUACACAACUGUGACUCACAUCACUAAUGACCACGAGGUUUAACGUCAUAUUGACCGAUAUUUUGUCACGCAGCUGCACUGGGAGGUUUGUUUUCCCGUUUUUGACUGAACAUUUUACCGGUCAGUAUUUUAGACUUCAACCCACAACACAUGAUAACACGCAGUAUUUUCACUAAUAGUGGAGAAAUAUUGACUUCCUGUAACCGAGUUUAACUUUGGUUCACCGAGAUACAAACAGGGAAAAUGUAUCAUUACUAAGGCACUUUUCCACUAGCACCUGCUCAGCUCUACUCGACUCAACUCGGCUUAGGCCGUUUUCCGUUAUGGUUGUUCCACCUCAUCAUGGGUGGAGUCCUCAUAGAGCAGCAACCCGGAAGUCCCUUAACAUCAUUUGUGUGCGACACAAAUGCAACACAACAAUGGAGGACUUUAAGGCGAUGGUUCACCUGCUGCUCGGUCACAUUCAAAUUUUGCCAAGUUCCAUGAGGAGCAAAGCGCACCGGACCAUCUACGUUCCACCCCUCACCGAUAAUGAUUAGCUCUGGGUAAUGACCAAAAAAAGAGAGAUACAAGCGUCUGAAAUGAGCUUCCUCUGUAGGGUGUCUGAGCUCAGCCUUAGAGAUAGGAGGAGAAGAUCAGACAUCUGCAGGGAGCUCAUAGUAGAACCACUGAUCCUUCACCUCUGAAGGAACCAGUGGAGGUGGUUUGGACAUCUGGUUCUGAUCCUCCAGGGAGACUUCCUUUGGAGGUUUUCUGAACAUGUCCACCUGGGAGGAGACCCCAGGGUAGACCCAGAACCUGCUGGAGGGAUUAUGUAUCUCAUCUGGUCUGGGAACGCCUCGGGAUCCCCCAAGAAGAGCUGGAAAGUGUUGCUGGGUGGAGGAAAGUCUGGAAUGACCUGCUUCAUCUGCUGCCUCCACGACCUGACCCCAGAUAAGAGGAAGAAAAUGAAUAGAUGAAUGGAUGGCAAUGUGCACUGUCGCUGUUUUUUUUUUUUUUUAAAUGGCAGGUCUGGUUUUCGUGAAGGAGUCACUCUCGUGUCGUCAGCGGCCUGCGCUCUGUAGACGUCACAUUAUCGGCUAAACUCAGCUCGCUUGGAACCCCGGCCCAGUAGGUACUAAAAUAGUACCUGGAACCACAUCGUCAUGGAAAACCUCAUAAACAGAGCAGAGCAGAGUAGGUGCUGGUGGAAAAGCGCCAUAUUUGUUCGUCUGACAGCCUGAGCUCAUGUUUUACUGUUCGUCUUACAAGAGAGUGAAUAAUUACAACGGUACGAGCUGGGCUUGUAUCAAACUGUGUAUUACACGUGUGUCAUUUCUAUGACAAUGCUGCUUGAAGAGUUUAAUGUAUUGAUGGAUUUAAUGUUUUGCUAAAUCAUUCUCACUGACCAACAUUAGAAACCUACAGUGAUGCGAUAGAGCUCAGCUUUUAUCAGGUGGAUUCUAUUGUGCUCUGCAGGUUUUUACAAUAAUUUCACUUACAUCAAACAUAUCCGUCUAGAUCAGGGGUGUCAAACUCAUUUUAGUUCAGGUUAGUUCCACGUUCAGCCCAGUUUGAUCUCAAGUGGACCGGACCAGUAAAACCACAGCAAAAGAACCACAACUCCCAGUGUUUUCUUUGUCUUAAUGCAAAAAGGUUCAAAGUUUUAACAUUUAAGGAAUUAUCUUUUUACAAAACAUCAUGAGGAACCUGAAAUUUCUUCAGAAAAACAAAUUCAAUUUCAGCAACAUUCAGUCUCAGUUUAUCAUUUAAAUAGCACAACUUCCAGAUCAGAGUGUCUACAAACAAAACAAUGAGUAAAGCAAAACACAAAAUGGUAGUAAUAAGACAAAAACACAAGCGAGACAAAAGAGGAAACGCAAAACGACAAAAGUGAGAAACAAAACAAUAAAAACAUGAGACAAAAAUCAGACAAAAUAUUACAAAAAUAAGACGCAAAACAACAAUGAACAAUCUAGUAUUUUACUUUCUGAUCCAAACAACUUGUCAUGGUCUAGAAAUUAUUAUAAAUUUAUAGUUUUACUAAUUUACAAUCUGCAGUUAAUGUCUUCUCUGUAAUUUUUACACUCUGAGGGCCGGAUUGGACCCUCUGGAGGAUCACUUUUGGACCACGGGCCUCAUCUUGGACACCCCUGUUCUAGAUUCUAGUGAAAAACACCCUGUUUUCAUUUUAUUCCAUUUAUUUAAAGGUACGUCGUCAGAAAGGACUAAAAUUUGAAACUUGACUCAAACCUGCAUUCGGGUCUUUCACGAGAAACAGGUCGAAGGUUUUACAUUGAUUUAGUUUUAAUUGAGGACUUCUAAAUCCAAACAGGAACUUUUAAUCAUGAUCGAAAGCUGUUUUAACCGUGUUUGUGACUUUAGCUCUAAUCCGGUCAAACGGAGGACAGACGGGCGUUUUCUGGGCGUCUUGUUACGUUUACACUGUUGAGGUGCAGGCACACUUUCACCACUUUGUUACGUCCACCUGUUGGAAGUUCUCAUGAAGGUUCUGUAUCAGAUUUGGCUGUUUAUCAUGUGUCAAACUUAAAUCACAGUAAAAUUGUUUUUAAUCUAUUUAUAGAAAUAAAUAACUUAUUCAUUCUA